Molecule: messenger RNA, 2999 nt
Organism: Drosophila rhopaloa
Lineage: Eukaryota; Metazoa; Arthropoda; Insecta; Diptera; Drosophilidae
Gene: Vps53
Product: vacuolar protein sorting-associated protein 53 homolog
Exons: 4
Coding region: 84-2756 (890 amino acids)
Biological process (GO): retrograde transport, endosome to Golgi
Cellular component (GO): GARP complex
Source: RefSeq, a predicted model, not a curated record
GGUAGUUGCACUCUCCAUCCCUGGUUGUUCCACGAAAAAAAUAACAAAUAAUUUUUAUACAAAUUAAUAAGGAUUGUGGGAAAAUGAGCGAGGCUGCGGUAGCUGUAGAGUCGGAGGAGAGGAUGGUGGCCAACAACAAGAUCCACUUCUCAAAGGAGGUGAAGCAGGUCAUCGACAAGGUCCUCAAAACGGAUGAUCCCAUGGAUGCGGCGGACUUUAACACCGUGGACUACAUCAACCAACUGUUUCCCAACGAGCAGUCGCUGGCGGGGAUCGACGAGACCAUCCAGAAGAUGCAGUGCGAGGUGUCGCUCAUCGACGACAACAUCCGAUCCGUGGUCCGUGGCCAGACGAACACCGGCCAGGAUGGACAGCUGGCGCUGUGCGAGGCCCAGAAGGUGAUCAGCUCCCUGUUCAGCCACAUCAUUGACGUGAAGACGCGUGCGGAGCGCACCGAGGAGAUGGUCAAGGAGAUUACGCGGGACAUCAAGCAACUGGACUGCGCCAAGCGAAAUCUCACCGCAGCAAUCACCACGCUGAAUCACCUGCACAUGCUGGUGGGCGGAAUCGACAGUCUGAACAAGCUGAUCGAGCGGCGAUCCUAUGGGGAGAUCCUCAAUCCCCUGCAGGCCAUCACCGAGGUGAACCAGCACUUCCAGCAGUUCUCCGACAUCGAGGAAAUCAAGAAUCUCUCCCAGAGCGUGGACAAGAUACAAGUCACACUGGCGCAGCAAAUCACCGAGGAUUUCAAGGAGGCCUUUGCCGCCAAGCCUUCAUCACAAAACCAACACCGUUUGGGUCUUAACCAACUGGCCGACGCUUGCAAGGUGAUGUCUGUGCUGGAUCCCAAGGUGAAGAAGGAGCUGCUGAAGUGGUUCAUUGCCCAACAGCUAGAGGAGUACACGCACCUGUUCCACGAGAACCAGGAUAUUGCCUGGCUGGACAAGAUCGACAAGCGGUACGCCUGGCUCAAGCGGCAUCUUCUGGACUUCGAGGACAAGUAUGGCCCGGUCUUUCCAUUAGACUGGGAGGUCUCAGAACGGAUUACAGUGGAGUUCUGCCGGCAGACGCGCGAACAGCUGGCACAGAUCAUGUCCAAGCGCACCAACGAGAUCGACGUGCGGCUCCUUUUGUUUGCCAUCAACAAAACGCAGGCUUUUGAGCAGCUGCUCUCAAAGCGUUUCACUGGAGUCACACUAGGAGUAAAACCCGCGGAACAGGCGCGGGUGAUCACAGAACCAUCGGCGACGGAUGCUCCUGUGGGCGUGACCGCCUUCCACGACCAAAUUGGGCAAUGCUUCAAGUCACACUUGGACAUCUACAUACGCAGCAUCGAUCGGAAUCUCGCGGAGCUUAUGGAAAAAUUCGUGGAGAUGUCGCGGGAGCCGUACAAAUUCGCCGAGGCCAAGACCACCGUUUACCCCAGCUCCGGGGAUCUAUUCGUUUUCUACAAGAAGUGCAUGGUGCAGUGCAACCAACUAAGUAACGAACAGCCCUUGUACGAUCUCGCGUUGGUGUUCAAAAAGUAUCUACGCGAGUACGCCUCCAAGGUUCUCGAAGGUAGCACACCUAAAUUAGUGCCCGCCACCACGGGAAGCACUAUCGGCAAGAGCGUCUCGUUGCUCACGCGCGACAUGCAGAACUUGUCCACUGCCGCCGGCCAAGUAUUCCACAACUUCCUCAAGGAGGGCGACACGCAGCGCUUCUCAAGGGACGACCUGGUGCGCAUCUGUUGCGUCCUGACCACCGGUGAGUACUGUCUGGAGACUGUCCAGCAACUGGAGGAUAAGCUAAAAGAGAAGGUGACUUCAGCUUAUGUGAGCAAAAUUGACAUGAGCGAGGAAAAGGAUGUGUUUCAUCGCAUUAUAUCCAACUGCAUCCAGCUCUUGGUACAGGACUUGGAGGCAGGCUGCGAGGCCUCGCUGCAGGCGAUGGCCAAGGUGCAGUGGCAGCACAUCAACAACGUGGGCGAUCAAAGCGCAUUUAUCAGCAGCCUCUGCGGCAACUUCAAGCAGACAGUGCCCACCAUCAGAGACACGCUGGCCAGUUCGCGCAAAUACUUUACCCAGUUCUGCCACCGCUUCGUGGCCGCCUUCAUACCAAAGUUCAUCAACGUGCUGUACCGCUGCAAACUUACUCUCUCGGAUGGAUCCAAUAAUGUGCUGGGCUGCGAGCAGCUUCUGUUGGACACCCAUUCGCUGAAGACUGCUCUUUUAGAGCUGCCUUCAGUGGGAUCGAGUGUGAACCGCAAGGCGCCGACCAGCUACACCAAGGUGGUAGUCAAGGACAUGACACGGGCCGAGAUGAUCAUCAAGGUGGUGAUGACGCCAGUCCAGCCGCCGGCGCACUUUACCCAGCAGGUUCUGAAACUGCUUCCCGACAUCACCAUUGCGGAGUAUCAGAAGAUUCUGGACAUGAAGGCUGUGAAGCGGGUGGAUCAGCUGCAGCUUAUCGAUCUUUUCAAGCACACGGCUUCGGCAGCGGCGGUUAGUGGCUUAAUAGAGGCAACGCCUGGAGAUGAUGAAGUUCAAGGAGCAGAACCGGCUACCGCCACUUUAGAAACCCAUGACGAUGCCGAAACUUUGACAGGAGCAACGGAAUCCUCGGCAACAACGACUGCAUCCACUUCCACACCUAAGAGAGCCUUCAUCUUCAGCGUCGGCAGCUUUACGGGCAGUGCGGACAAAAAUGCCGAUGGCAGUUCCCAAACGGGCAUCAGGAAACUGGAGAAUCUACUGAAGAAGCGCUUCCCAUAGACCACAAAUCUAUUUUUCUUCAGAAAUCAUUCCAUUGAAUUUAGUUUGACAAUAUUCGUUAAUGCUUUUUUGAUUAAUUUAUAGAGCCUUGUCCGGUGUAAUUGGAGUAAUUAGAUUGGUAGAGAAAAAUGACACUUUUAGUUUUGUAGUUAAGAUCUGUAUUAUUUGCAAACCAUCCAAUCCGUCUUUUGUUUAACAAAAAGUUUAAUAAAUGUUUUAUUUCCACGAACCCUGAAUUUUCAC